Molecule: messenger RNA, 4896 nt
Organism: Mya arenaria
Lineage: Eukaryota; Metazoa; Mollusca; Bivalvia; Myida; Myidae
Product: F-box only protein 38-like
Exons: 16
Coding region: 234-4109 (1291 amino acids)
Biological process (GO): protein K48-linked ubiquitination; SCF-dependent proteasomal ubiquitin-dependent protein catabolic process
Cellular component (GO): cytoplasm; nucleus
Molecular function (GO): protein binding
Source: RefSeq, a predicted model, not a curated record
AUCCCAAUGGGUGACUGGAAGAGCAUCUUACCGAAAAGACUAAAUUUAUGGGUCGGGAUUGUGGCCGGAUUGUUUGUUGUGACACAUUUUAGCCACAAACUCAUAAUAGAUCUAUACAUCCGACCGCAAGAUAAAAUGACAGAUACUAUCAAAAAUGAAGAACCCGAGCAAUCCAAGGAGUAAAGGGUUAAACCUUAUCCAUGCAUCUUAUUAGUAAAUAAAACAAAACUAUCAUGGCAAACAGUCGCAAACCUCAACAAAUAAAAAAUGAAACAAACAGGAGAAAGAUUAUAUCGAGAGGCAAAGGAAAAAGAAAACUUGAUUGCAAAUCUAAAGGCAAAGCAAAGACCUGUAUGAUAGUAAAUAAAGGAGUAGACGGUAAAAACAAAGCAAGUAUUUCAUUACAAAAGAAAAGAAAAGGAAUUACACAAGUAACAGAAACUAGUCAGGAGCUGGAACCCAGCACCUUGCAGGAGCCCAGCACUUCAGAGGAGCCCAACACCUUGCAGCCGCAUGAGGCCAGCACUUCACAGGAGCCCAGCACCUCACAGGAGCCCAGCACUUCGCAGGAGCCCGGCACCACGCAGGAGCCCAGCACUUCACAGGAGCCCAGCAGCUCCCUGCAGAACCAACUUGAACCAAGCAAGACAUCAACUGAGAUUGCAACCAGUAAUGGGAAAAAGCUUAAAUGUAAGAAUAAAAGAACACUUCAUCGAAAUGAUAAAACAACAGGCCCUUCAAAAAAGAAAAAGCGAAGGGCAUAUCCUCAGAGCAGUGUAAAAACUAGAGGGCAGCUUGCCAAGCAGCUUGGUGAAACAAGGUUUAUGUUUGACAACUCUUUCAACUGUAAAUGCCCUGUUAGUGAGCACAGCACCUUUUAUGUGAAUGGGAUUAAGAACCAUGGCUGUAGGUGUGGUCGAAGAUUAUUUGAGUUCAUGAAGAUCACAGGCCAGCUUGACAAAAAAGAGUUAGACCCACUUGUAGAGACAAAUGACGAUCAGCUUGCUAAACUAUCCAUUGAAAUUCUCUGCUACAUUUUCAAAUAUCUUCCCUUCAAGGAUGUUUUGUGUAUGGAGUCAAUGUCAUCUAAGAUUCAAAAAGCUGUUCAUGCGAGACUGAAGCUUUUGAAAGAGAUAGAUUUAAUGGAAGAUAUUGCUGAUCACAGACUCUUUGAAGAUGGAUUGCCAAAGCUGACUAACUUUUCCCUUAUGUGUCUAAUGAACAAGCUUCCAAGCGUAAAACAUAUUUACAACUUCCAUCCAGCCAACCUGUCAACAGUUCACAACAGCAGCAAAAAUGGCAAGAAAGAUCUGUCUGUGAUGGGAGUCGUGUCAGCCCUGAUGUCGUCAAAGACAUUAGAGGGAAUAGAAAUUUCAAAUCUUGAUCUACUUGAGGUGAUAAGUGCUGACCUACCCCAUGUUAAGAUUCUGAACAGGUUUGCAAAUAGAGACCGUCUGUUUCCCUCCCAAACCGGGCCCUGUAGAGUACUGAAGGAAGAGAUGAGGGUUACACACCUACAUUUAGUGGGCUGUAACCUCUUCCACCUCCCACCUAUGGAUAACAACCUGGAGCACCUUUACCUUAGGUUUGUCAAGUUUACCAACCACCACCCAUUCAAAGACUUCUCAGCUCAGAAGCUGAAGACAUUUGUGAUGGCCCACUGUCUCGGGCCUGACAGCGCCCUGAAGUACAUCCCUCUCCUCUCGACUCUUGCAGAUGCCACAGGGCUGUCACGCCUCGAGCUACAGGGGGUGCCCUUCCUUGGGGGUGUGAUCCAGAACAUAUGUGAGGACAGCUGGCAGAGUGGUGGUUUCCGUCGGUUACGGUCGAUCAUCAUGGCGUCAUGUAAGAGUCCUCUCGAUACAGAUCUCGGAUUUCUCAUCAUUGCAUCUGCUGCUUACCUGGAGACCUUGCACAUUCAGCCAUCCCUGACCAAGGAUGCCUUCUUCACAGCGCUCUCUGCGUCUGAUGUGACCAUCAACCCAUGCUUCGAGAAGCUCUGUCUGGGAUGGACUGAUACCUUUCCCCACCCAGAGAGAGAAGAGUGGACAAAUGCGCAUCUGUCUGCCCAUGGUUUCCAGGAGGAGGUUGACGGGGUGGCUUGGUUGACUGAUGUUGGAAUGCGGCACGUCAGCCAGAACUUCCCCAGUACACGCGUCCUAGAGAUCUCACACUGUCCCCAUCUGUCAAACCCCAUACUGUGGUUUACCCCAGGCGGCCAGGCUAUGAUAUCCCUAAAGGAGCUGAUACUGCGGGACUGUCAUGGUCUCCGUUGGGAGAAGGUGGUCGUCCUGCUUACAUUCCUCCCCUCCCUCGAGUAUCUCACCCUGCAGGACAUGUUCAAGGAACCUCCCAAAGGAUGCUCAAGGGUUGGCCUUACAGCAGGAACAGGUCUUGGUGCCGCUACCAUUCUUAUGAACAACACCAUUGCCGGGGCAUAUGCUGCAGAACAUGGCAACAACAAUCACCCUGGCAACCAGCAGCACCAUGAAAACCAGCCAGAGGAUUCUGGGAGUGACUCAGAUUCAUCCAAUGAGAGCGAAGAUGAGAAUGAACCAGCCAAUCAGAUUGAGAAGCCAACUUAUAGACAGGAGGGAGGCUAUAAUUUAAGGAAAGGUGGUCAAAAGCAGGUCUCAACACAAGGUGUACAGACUGACCCAGUUAGUGGACCGUCUGGUUCAACAGGUCAGUUGCCUGACAGGCGAAGAUCAGCUAGACUGUCUUCUAAGACAGGAGAUCCUAAUACUGAAGAAAUCAAUGAUCAAAGCCAAGAAAAGGAAUCCAAUGAUGCUGUUAGAGAAGGAGAAGGAGACUGUACUGAAGAGAAAGAAACUAGUACUUGUAGCACAUCUGUAGAUGAUGUUACAGAUACGAUGGCCAGUACGUCUAAGAGAGGGAAAGCCUUGGUGACCAAGAAAGGACUGGUUUGUAGGGUAAAGUCCAGCAAGAAUGUUUCACCUCCGGAACAGUCACCUGACUCUAGCCAGGAGAAGCCUGCAGCUACCUCAGCCAAGAAGAGAGCGUGUAUAUGUCGUCGUGAGGUGCAUGACUCCAGCGUACAAGUUAGUUAUGAGGACAUUCGGGCUGCUACACAGAAGGUGGGCCCAGGGAAGGGGAAGGGCUCAAGUAGGGCCGGAAAAGGGGGCAAGCUGGUUAUGCCAGGGAAGUAUAUGUCGAAGGCUGCAGAGCCCCCACCAGUGUGUCCACGUCACAAGACAGGUAGACUGGGUCUUCCGAGGGUGGAAGUGUGUGACCAGAAUGACAGCACGCGUGACCCAGUCUGGGAGGAAGAUGAGAAGAGGGCGAUGGUAUUCCUCCAUCGAAGAUUGCAGUACCUGCGACUGGACAAUGUUGGGGUGACUCACCUCGACAUCUUCUGCUACAACCUCAACACUCUCUCCAUCAGUCGAUGCUCCACUCUACGUAAGGUGAACUUGAAGGAGGCGCCCUACCUCACCAACAUUCACGUGUCUCAGUGUCGCAAGAUGGACGAGACACACCUUCUGGAGGGGCUGUAUGAGUUGCCACCCAACACCAGCAAGUUUGUCUCCCUUAGACCACUCAAACAUAUGGAUGAGAAUUUCUACCAUGACCUGAUGUUCUUCAAUGACUUUUUUGGCCAGAAGUUUGGCACGUUGAUGCUGUUUGAUUAUAGCCCCACCCCCACCAGGACCCUGUAUAACAAGCAGCGCAUGAAGUCAUGGAUCGUGCCCAUGGAAAGGCUAGCUAGGGAGGUUGUCUCAGACUACGGCUGGCAGCUGUUUAAUGAAAUGGAACAUCCAAACAAGGGGAUCUACAAGCAAACAGGUUACAGUGAAGAUGGCAGUCCAUGGACUCUACACAUGGAUGUGCCGUGGAUUUCAUUGCUCUCAGAAUGCGUUACCAUGGAGCCAAAGAAUAUGAAACAUCCAGACUGGCGCAAAGAGGGAGUGUAUUGUCCAGAAGCCAAGGGUCAUUUCAGCUUUGCAGACUUCUAUGUGGACAUACAAGACGAAAUUGCAUCAUUCCCCCCUGACCAGACUGGCUUAUACUUGUGUAACAUCCUCACAUGCAUUAACUUGUGUGAUGUAUCGGGAUCUCCAACAGAAGAUGCCUUGUAUGUUGUGUAAUAUUAUCACAUGAGCAUACUUUUAACUCAACCAGGAGAUACUGUUUACAUUGUGUAACAUUAUCACAUGAGCAUACUUUAACUCAACCAGGAGAUACUGUGUACAUUGUGUAACAUUAUCACUUGAGCAUACUUUAACUCAACCAGGAGAUACUGUGCACAUUGUGUAACAUUAUCACUUGAGCAUACUUUAACUCAACCAGGAGAUACUGUGCACAUUGUGUAACAUUAUCACUUGAGCAUACUUUAACUCAACCAGGAGAUACUGUGCACAUUGUGUAACAUUAUCACUUGAGCAUACUUUAACUCAACCAGGAGAUACUGUGCACAUUGUGUAACAUUAUCACAUGAGCAUACUUUAACUCAACCAGGAGAUACUGUGUACAAUGUGUAUAGGGCCAAAAACAACUGCUGGUUCAGUACCCUACCUAUGAAAAAGGAAGAGAAAAAAAACAUUGUUUGUUCAUUCUCACAAUGGUUAAAUGCUUGAUAUGAAUUAUCUGGAUUCCAGGAAUUACACAUAGGAUGACCAGUCCUGUGUAAUCUGUACCAUUGUCAUAUUUUUUAACAUGCUUGAUAAAUCUUCAAUCUACUAUAACUAGUUGGCCAUACUAUAAUAUUGGGAAAACAUGCUGUGUUAUGUAGGUUUUUGUUGUGUCUAACUCAGAUAUAUUUGAAUGCAUUGCAGUGGCAUUUUGCUUUUAAAUAGUCAUAUCUAUUUCUUUGAGAAAACAAUCUAACUUUGUUAAUGAUCAUUGUUAGAAACAGUAAAUUACUUUAAAACCGUU